Molecule: messenger RNA, 633 nt
Organism: Prunus armeniaca (apricot)
Lineage: Eukaryota; Viridiplantae; Streptophyta; Magnoliopsida; Rosales; Rosaceae
Source: the annotation of a GenBank genome assembly
AUGGAACAUAUUGAUCCACUUACAGUUGAAAAACUCACGAAUUUAAAUUUUGAAGAGAAAUGUAGCUACCGAUCGGGUCGAGCUAACAUAGAAGAUAUGGGAGAGGUCCUGCCUAUGUUUCCGUUGCAAACAAGGAGCAAGCAGCUGACUAUGGUGUUCUAUAAAAGUCCAUUGCCGAAUGCAAAGGGAAUGGGGGCAAAUGUACUUGUUCACAUAGGAAUCUUUGAAGCGGCAAAGGGAAUAUACCAGCAAUUCAUGCCAGAAAAAUUAGACCACUUGAAAAGAAAUGGGGAGAAAGCGAAGUUUCAAUUUACAGGCCAUUGCAUUGGAGGAAGCAUUCCUCUCCUUUGCACCCUCUGCUCCCUCUGGGGAGCGGCCUCUAUGUUUUGGACAAAACACAAUUUGGGGUUCUCUGUCUUGAGGGCCUUCUUGAAUUCCCCACAUCCACUAGAAACCAUCAGUGACCCUACAGCUUAUGGUUCAGAAGGUACAAUCUUACAUGACCAUGACUCUUGCAACUAUCUAAAGACUAUGAAUGUGGUUCUAAGGGCAACAUACAAGGAUGAUUGUGAGGAAUCAGAGGAAUCUCUUGUUGCCAAUGCUCACUUCACCAUCUCCACACUCAUGGAAUGA